CUCUCGAGGGAUGAAAUGACUUUCCCCAUCUAUCCCUAGAUUGGCAUAGUGUCUUCUAAUAAUCAACCGACAGGCCGCAUCGAGCAGAACACGAAAGAUGAUCAUGUUGUGGCUGCCCGCCGCCGUCUCGCUCCUCCUCUCGUCGUCGCUGCAUGUCGCCGGUGACGCCGGCGGCGGCGUCGCCUCCCUCUCCGUCCGGCGCUACGACGCCAUCUUCAGCUUCGGCGACUCCUUGGCCGACACCGGCAACAACCCCGUCGUCUUCGACUGGUACUCCAUCUUCGACCCCGUCACCCGCCCUCCCUACGGCUCCACCUUCUUCGGCCGCCCCACCGGCCGCAACUGCGACGGCCGCCUCGUCCUCGACUUCGUCGCCGAACGCCUGGGCCUGCCGUUGGUGCCGCCGUUCUUGGCUUACAACGGGAGCUUCCGGCACGGCGCCAACUUCGCCGUCGGCGCCGCCACCGCACUCGACUCCAGCUUCUUCCACGGCGCCGGCGAUCCCCCGGGCGCCAGCCCGUUCCCUCUCAACACCAGCCUAAGCGUGCAGCUGAGCUGGUUCGAUUCACUCAAGCCCUCACUCUGCAGCACAACUCAAGAAUGCAAGGAUUUCUUCGGCAGAUCGCUCUUCUUCGUCGGCGAAUUCGGCAUCAACGACUACCACUCCUCCUUCGGGAGGAGGAGCAUGCAAGAAAUCAGAUCGUUCGUCCCGGACAUCAUCCGUACCAUCUCCAUGGCCGUCGAGAAGCUGAUUGGCGACGGGGCGACCACGGUGGUGGUUCCGGGCAUGAUCCCGUCGGGAUGCUCGCCGCCGGUGCUCGUCACCUUCGCCGACGCCGGCGCGGCGGAGUACGACGCGAGCACCGGCUGCCUGAGGGAGCCCAACGAGGUAGCGACGCUGCACAACUCGCUGCUUCUGGACGCCGUCGAGGAGCUCCGGGAGAAGCACCCGGAUGUCGCCAUCAUGCACACCGAUUUGUUCAGACACGUCUCGGAGAUGGUCCAGAAUCCUGACAAGUUUGGGUUUCAAAAGGAUGUUCUCAGCGUUUGCUGUGGAGGUCCCGGAAAAUACCACUACAACACCAGGAUAAUCUGCGGCGAUGAAGGUGCGACCACCUGUGUGGAUCCAUCCAAGAGCUUGUACUGGGACGGCGUCCACUUAACCGAGGCAGCUUACCACUACAUCGCCGAUGAUUGGCUUCAUGCCAUAACCUUAUCUGCAAGAGCUACCUCCUAAAAUUGAUAUGGCACGAACGUCGGAUACACACAUGUAAUGCUAGUUUUUUUUUUAAAAAGAACUACAUGUAAUGUUAGUUGUUGGUCGAUUUUCCUUCGUGAAGGAACAUCAGCCUUGCAGAUGAUCCGAGUAAAAUUGUGGAGAAAAAACUCCUCUAUUCAAUUAAAUUGGCGGUCUCAUCGAUUCGUUCAAAAAAAAUUAUGAAAAAAACUGCUGAACGGAUGGAUAUUUGAAUAAAAUUCGUUCUUGUUGUGUACCGAA
This is a messenger RNA of Oryza sativa Japonica Group (Japanese rice), 1498 nucleotides long. Its product is annotated as GDSL esterase/lipase At5g45910. NCBI's taxonomy places the organism in Eukaryota, Viridiplantae, Streptophyta, Magnoliopsida, Poales, Poaceae. Gene Ontology annotation, molecular function: hydrolase activity, acting on ester bonds. The record is from RefSeq and is a predicted model, not a curated record.